GAUAGACUAUUGCUCCCACAAAUUACGAAAUGCCUUUUUCGUUUGCGGAAAACAAACAGCAAUAAUUGAUUCAUUUACCUGUGGUUGUGUGGCCAAAUUGUAAUGAUACCAACCAUUUGAUAUUAAAUCAGUGACAGUAUGGAAGACGACGCACCUGUUAUUUAUGGUCUUGAGUUUCAGGCCCGGGCACUGACAGCACAGACAGCUGAGACAGAUGUCAUAAGAUUCCUUGUGGGCACACAGUCACUCAAAUUUGACAAUCAGAUCCACAUCAUUGACUUUGAUGAUGAGAAUAACAUCAUUAAUAAGAGCGUCCUCCUGCACGCUGCCGGGGAGAUAUGGCACAUCAGCGCCAGUCCUGCCGACAAAAGUGUGCUGACGACAUGCUACAACAAGACCAGCGAGAGCCGGGUGGUAACGUGUGCAGCCGUGUGGAGGAUGCCCCCAGAAUGGGAAUCAGGCAGCCACGAGUCCCCUGACGAUUCAUCAAACAACCCACAGACCCUGGAGCUCCUCUGUCACCUUGACAACACAGCCCACGGCAACAUGGCCUGUGUGUUAUGGGAGCCCAUGGGCGACGGCAGGCGUCUGAUCUCUCUGGCCGAUAACCACGCGGUGCUGUGGGACCUUCAGGAGAGCUCCACCAAAGCCACGGUUUCCAGCAGUGCCACCCUGGAGGGGAAAGGGCAGCUGAAGUUCACCUCGGGUAAAUGGAGCCCGCACCACAACUGCACCCAGCUGGCCACAGCCAAUGACACGGCCAUCCGCGGCUGGGAUCUGCGGAGCAUGAGUCAGAUCUACUGUAUUGAGAAUGCCCACGGUCAGCUGGUGCGAGACCUGGACUUCAAUCCCAACAAGCAGUACUAUCUGGCCAGCUGUGGGGACGACUGUAAGGUCAAGUUCUGGGAUGUGAGGAACGUCAAUGAGCCAGUCAAGAGCCUGGAGGAGCAUUCACACUGGGUGUGGAGCGUCAGGUACAACCAGUCCCACGACCAGCUGCUGCUGACGGGCAGCAGUGACAGCAGGGUCAUCCUGUCCAACAUGGUGUCCAUCUCCUCCGAGCCCUUCGGCCACCUGGUGGACGACGAUGACCUCAGCGACGGCGAGGACUGCCACCAGGAGGAGAAAAACAGGGAGCCACUGCAGGACAGCAUCAUCGCCACAUAUGAGGAGCACGAGGACAGCGUGUACGCGCUGGAGUGGUCGUCCGCAGACCCCUGGCUCUUCGCCUCGCUCAGCUACGAUGGACGGCUCGUCAUCAACAGGGUCCCCCGGGCCCUCAAGUACCGCAUCCUGCUGUAAAGGAGAGAGAGAGACAGACAGACAGAAAGAGAGAGAGAGAGAGAGAGAGAGAGAGAGAGGGAGAAUGAGGUGGGGGUAAGAGGAAGAGAUGAAGAGCAAAUGAGUUUGUUUAAGUGGGAGGGAGGGUACGUCUCUGCGACAGAAAAACACUGCAGACUAGAAAGACAGCCGAGACAAAGAAGAUGGAAGAGUGUUCUAGUAAGGGAGAAGGAAAGGAUGGGAACAGAGAGAGAGCUCCACAUGUACACACACACACACACACACACACACACACACACACACACACACAUACACACACACACACACACACACACACACACAAAGACAUUAUUAACAGCACCAAUUAAAACCGCUUUGGCGCAGCCUCCUGUGUUGCCCGGGAGGCUGUUUGAAGAGCAGUACAGAGAGGGUGAGACUGGGGGAGGGAGGGAGGGGGGGCUGGACGUGCUGGGUGGACCGUGCCUGUCUUUGAAAGUCCCUAUAUAUGCUCUGAACCUGAACGCACCCUGAUGCCUCUUACACACACACACACACACACACACACACACACACACACACACACACACACACACACACACACACACACACACACACACACACACACCAGCCUGAAGCCCCUGCAUCACACCACCAGAGCCCUACUGCUGAGAACAAAACUCAACCGUGGAGAAAACGCUACGGCCCACCAGGGGCCUCCCUCAUACCUCCCAUCACACCCACCCACACACACACACACACACACACACACACACACACACA
Molecule: messenger RNA, 2061 nt
Organism: Clupea harengus (Atlantic herring)
Lineage: Eukaryota; Metazoa; Chordata; Actinopteri; Clupeiformes; Clupeidae
Gene: eipr1
Product: EARP complex and GARP complex interacting protein 1
Biological process (GO): protein ubiquitination
Molecular function (GO): protein binding
Source: RefSeq, a predicted model, not a curated record